This is a messenger RNA of Thyridium curvatum, 1224 nucleotides long. RefSeq lists its product as uncharacterized. The transcript is spliced from 4 exons. Lineage: Eukaryota; Fungi; Ascomycota; Sordariomycetes; Thyridiales; Thyridiaceae. The record is from RefSeq and is a predicted model, not a curated record. The coding region runs from base 1 to 1224 and encodes 407 amino acids.
AUGGCUGCUGUGGAUUUCACCAAGCUGACGCCGGAGAUGUUGGAUGCCGUCUUAGACGGCCCAGCGAUGGCACCACCACCCGGCCAGGUCAGCAACUUUGUGAAUCCUCCUAACGAGAAUGGAUUGGCAGUGGCAGUCAUGACAGUGUGCAUCGCCAUUGUCGUCCUCUGUCUCGCAAUUCGAGCCUACGCCAGGCUGGUGCUGCUGAAAAGGAUACAGGCACAGGAGUACCUGAUCCUGGCUGCAUUUGUGAGAAAGGCCUUCGCAUGCUUUAUCGGCUGGUCUUACUGCACCCUCAGCCUGGUCCCCAGCCCCGGAUUUUACGUCCACACCUGGAACGUCAAGCUGCGGCAGACAGUCACCAUGGGAUAUCUCGUCCAUCUUGCAGGCGUCUUUUAUUCGGUUUGCCUGCCGCUGCUCAAGAUCUCCAUCAUGGUGGAAUGGCUCGGCAUGUUUGUCUCUCGGGGUACUAGGAAUUGGUUCUUCUGGGUCUCCUGGAUCUUGAUUGGAAUCCAGAUCGCGUUCGCAGUUGCUGCAGUCAUUGCCUUGAACCUAGCCUGCAUUCCGACCAAGAAGAAGUGGGAAUUCUGGGUUCCUGGCAAAUGCAUCAAUGCUCACGACAUCGAGACCGUUUCCGCGGCAUUCCAGCUUACUUCGGACUGCAUCGUCCUGGUUCUGCCCCAAAAGGCCAUUUGGGAUCUUCAGAUGGGCUGGAAAAAGAAGCUGGGUGUGUCGGUUAUCUUCUCACUUGGUGCUCUUGCUUGCAUUUCUGCCGCUUUCCGUCUGGCCGGCACAGUACAAUAUGCCGAGGCCGUGGACGCCAUCUACAACAUCGGGCCUGUGGCCUUCUGGGCUUACGCCGAGAUGACCUGUGGAUUCAUUGUGGUCUGCGUGCCGUGUGUGCCCAAGAUUCUUAUGGAAAGCGGCGUCUGGCGCAAGCUGAAGAAGAGUCUCGGCUUCAGUGUCACCUCCGUUACCGCAAACAACCAGACAGGUGCGAGCGCAAUGCGGUCUAAGAAUAUGCGCUCCGUCAAUAAGUCUUACACCGAGAUCGACGAGACUGAGCUGAAAAACUUCCGGUCCGAGUCGACUGAGCACCUUCGUUAUCCCCCGGGCAAGCUGGAAAAGGGCAUUGUGCGUACCACGCAGGUGACUGUGACGCAGAACUCGGACACGUCGAAUGGCGAGGAGAAGAUGUACGGGCACCCGACACAGUGGAGGUAG